AGCGGGGGGACUGCGAGAUGGGUUGAUGUUUAAUCGCUCACCGUGGUGCGUAAAAAGGCGCGUCCUCGUUCUUGCGGGCUAUCGCGUUAUCACUAUAUCCUAGGGGAGGUAAAUAAAAGGUUUUGCCAACGCACAGCAGUGAUGCAAAGUCUAGUAGGUGAUAGCUCUCGCCAGCAGCACAGAGCUUUUUUUUUUUCUCUCCUUCUUCUCCCACACGGAGCUACAUGCCGGUUGGACUAGCGCUGGCUGACACCACGCUUGGUUACAUGUUGGACUUGUUGGAUUUGGCCGGUGCCUUUAACUCGAGUCGUGACGCCCGCGCAUCGAUUUAAGCCAUUCACGAUGUUUUUAAAAGAUGCUGCACCUCUUUGCGAAUGUUGCAGAAAACGGGUAGAGGACUGCUUGCCUUGCUGUUGAUAGUGUUGGAGUGGACCAGGCCAGGCUUGCCAUCCCCGCUGAGGCCAAUCUGUGACCUGAGGGUCCUGAACCAUUUCAUAAAGGAAGCACGAGACGCAGAAGUCGCUAUGACGUCGUGUAGAGAAGGAUGUGGACUCUCAGAGUCUGUCACCGUUCCCCAAACUACAGUCGACUUUGAUGUCUGGGAGAAGAAAAAUGCACUAGAGCAAGCCUGGGAAGUGCAGACUGGCUUGUGGCUUUUACAACAAGCCCUCAACUUGCUGCGGACUUCAGUCACCAACACCGCGCUGCACAGCCCCAUAGACAACACAGUCAGAAACCUGCUCAGCAUCAACGCUGUGCUGCGUAGCCUCAACAUCCAGGAAUAUACCCCACCGGCAAGUCCAGCGGGGCUCGAAGGAACGUGGAGAGUGUCCACAGCAACGGAUUUGCUCCAAGUCCACGUCAACUUCCUGCGAGGCAAAGUGCGCCUCCUCCUUUUGGAUGCACAGGCUUGUCAGCAAGACGUCAGCUGAUCAGCUCACGGCCCCGACUCGAGGCGAAGGUAAUUUGUGUUUCCAAAGGCAAGAGGAGAGAAGUUGACACUGUUAACCUGCACGCUGGCUGCUGGAAGCAGUGCAGAAAGAGAAAAGACACGGCAAUCCUCACAGUCUGGGAGGAGGCUGAAAAAGGAGAGGACAGUCCCAACAAGGCUUUGGAUGGACAGGAGAUGAAUGCACCUUGGACUCACGGACACGACGAACACACACUGACCAAAACAAUGCCUUUGGGAAGCACUGCUCCAAUAGCUGUUCUACUGGCACUCUCUUGCACUUUGUGUGUGGAUGUAUUUUUUGUGUGGGUGAGUUAGGACUCAAACGUUUCAAUGUACAUUUAAUGUGUAUGUGUGUGUGUGUGUGUGUGUCUGUUUGCAGUCAGUUUGACCCCCUACACUCUCCCCUCUCUCCGGAGGGAAUUGUGAAGUGAAACACCCAGAAAAUAUUGAUUGCACCUGGAAAGUGGAGGAGCGCGAGGUUGCGACAGAGCAUCCGUUUCCAGUCUCUGCAAAGAGCCAAAAAUGAACGAGGCCUCACCCCACAACAAGCCUGUCACGUCUUCAACUACGCCUCACAAAAACAUUAGUCUCUUCUCUUGGAUUUUUUUUUUUUUUUGCAUUGAAUAUUUUAAUAUUUUUUUAAGUUGUGUAAUUACUAUUUAUACAGAUUUUCUACUUUUAAGCUCCAGUCUUAGUGUUAGUGUCAGGUCUUUAAGAUUUUAGUCGGGCUUUCUAUGUCAUGUCCUCUUGUGUAACACUGAAGGCAUUUGCAAAGAUGCAACUGCAACGACACGCUGCUCUUCCUUUUUAUUUUAUUUUCAUUUUAUAUAGAUUAUUCACACCGCACGUUCUUUCCAUAGAGCAGAACAAAGACUCACAAAGUUGAUGCCGAGGUCCAGUUACAGUGAGCGGGGGGGAGUAAAGAGGUCAGUGAGGAGAGUUACAUGUGAACUGUGAAGCUGUUUUGUCAAUAUUAUCUGUGUUUUUGUUUCUGCCUCACCAACACUCUACCGGCCUCUUCACACUGAUAACCAGACGGUCUGGAAAAUCUUACAAUUAACAUCCUGUGGCGCUGUAAAUUGCUAAGUUUUCCAGAACCUGACGUUAGCACGGUCUCCUCCCUCCCGUUAAUGUUCGUCAUCGAACGGCAAGCGGGCAAUCAGUUCGUCCUGGGAACCCGAGGGUUUCUAUAAAUUGGAUGCUCAGCUAUUUCAGACUAGUUAAGUGUUCUUCCUUGUUGUUUCCGCAUUUUUAUAUCUUGUUGUGCGAGUGCAAGAUGUUUUUAAGGAUGUUUGUACGUUUUCUUUUCCUGUUUGUGUCGUUUUGUCCCGUCGCUGUAUAAUUCACUAUUUAAAUACAAAAUAUUGUUCUUGGAUAAAGAGAGGAUAGAUGGAAACACAACAAGGGGAAGUCUUGUCAAUUUCAUUCAUUCUUUCUCAGGUCAAGCAAACUCCUUCAGUCCAGACACCGAGUACAAGCUAUAAUCAAAGACCUACAUGGUUUUCAUCCCAUUCAGUUUCUCUUGAAGUUAAAGAAAAGGUGAAAGUUAAAGAUAGUCAAGUUCCAGGAAGUUUUAUUUGUCUCCACAAAUCAAAUACAUCGUCUUCUAUUCCAUCCAUUUAGAAAUAAAUAAACACCGAGGUAUAUUCAACCAUAUAAAAACAAAUAUUUUUAUUUUUUCUUCAAACCUCUCCAACCCUCAGUCGAACACAUGUUUUAAACUAUUUGAAAACACAUGCCGUGACACGGUGCCACACAAAUUAGGCCGCUGAGGGAUCACAUCCUGGGACGCUUGUUGUAGACGACCACUGACAUCUAGUGGACGUUUACUAGAACAACAUCUGCCUCAAACACAAACUUAAAUUUUUUUUUUU
Messenger RNA from Mugil cephalus (flathead mullet), 2826 nucleotides. It is a transcript of the gene epoa, whose product is annotated as erythropoietin a. Gene Ontology annotation, cellular component: extracellular region. Gene Ontology annotation, biological process: nucleate erythrocyte development. The transcript is spliced from 5 exons. The record is from RefSeq and is a predicted model, not a curated record. Bases 375 to 932 code for a protein of 185 amino acids. Gene Ontology annotation, molecular function: hormone activity; erythropoietin receptor binding; cytokine activity. Lineage: Eukaryota; Metazoa; Chordata; Actinopteri; Mugiliformes; Mugilidae.